CAUAGAUAGUAUUACUGUAAAUUUUUACUGUGCACUUGUCCCUUAUCUAUAUUAAGCUGUCUUUUUCUUAACUUUUCUUUAUCUUGCAAACAAAUCAAACAUCUUUUUCCUGCAUUGCAUUUUAACCCUUAGAACCUCCAGUCUUUGUUAAAAGGCUGGAGCCUAAGAUCUUAUGGAAACAAGGAAUGUCAUCACGUCUGUCGUGUACUGUCAAAGGAUCAGCUGAACUACAUGUGACUUGGUUUUUGAAUGACAAACCACUUAGUUCCUCAGAAAAAAACAAAAUAACUUUCAAAGCUGGCCAAGCCACACUUGAGAUUAUUAACUUAUCUGAGUCUGACAGUGGAAAUUACACUUGUGAAGUGAUGAAUGAGGCUGGCUGUGAAAGCUGCACCUCCCAAGUAACUGUAAAAGGUAAUACUCAAGAUUCUUACGUUCUGAUUUAUUGCUCAUUACAUUGCGAUAGAAGAGUCAUCUUAAAUCUUAUUGCUCUUAUUGUUCUUAGAACCUCCUGCAUUUAAAAAGGAGUUGCAAAUGGUGGAGGUAGUCAAGGGCAGCACAGCCCAGCUUGAAUGUGAAGUUACAGGCACGGCUCCAUUUGAGGUGACCUGGUUUAAGAAUAAAAACCCAGUAUCCUCUGACAAGAAGUAUAGUAUUGUCUCAAAAGAAACAGUUGCAUAUUUGGAAAUCAAAUCAUUUGAAAGUGCAGAUGUUGGAGAUUACCAGUGUUCCAUUUCUAAUGACGUUGGCAAAAUAACUUCAAAAGCAGUGGCAAAAUUGAAAGACCCACCAUUGUUUGUAAAGAAAGUUGAGAAUACCACUGCAGUUUUAAGCAGUGCUGUGAAACUGCAGGGAGCUCUGAAGGGCUCUGCUCCUAUCACAGUUCAGUGGUUUAAAGAUUCUGAAAUAGUCAGAGAUGAUGAUCCUAAUAUUACCACGACUUUUGAAAACAACAUUGCUAUUUUGGCAAUAGCAAAUGUGGCCAUUAACCAUGGGGGGAAAUAUACUUGUCAAGCUGAAAAUGAGGCUGGAAAACAAAAAUGCGAGGCUACUGUAUCAGUUCAAGGUUAGAAUUAAACAUAUUAAGCAUAUCGCUAUAUUCAACAUUGUGUUUUGUUACACUUUUAGCAUUAUUAUUGAUUUAUUCAUUGAUUUAUUUCAUUUUUGUUAAAG
Carassius carassius (crucian carp) is the source of this 1173-nucleotide messenger RNA. Its product is annotated as titin-like. The record is from RefSeq and is a predicted model, not a curated record. Bases 535 to 1071 code for a protein of 178 amino acids. NCBI's taxonomy places the organism in Eukaryota, Metazoa, Chordata, Actinopteri, Cypriniformes, Cyprinidae. The transcript has 2 exons.